AUGUCCAAGAUUCCUGAAAUCACAGGAGUCAGUCCUGUCCACAACGGCCAGGUCUGCAGUACGUGGGGUAACUUCCACUUCAAGACCUUCGAUGGAGAUGUUUUCCAGCUGCCGUCCACCUGUAACCACAUCUUCACGUCUACGUGCAAGGGCAGCUACACGGACUUCAACAUCCAGGUCAGGAGGCAGGAGGUCAACGGCUUCCCCACCAUCAGCAGCAUCGUCAUGAAGCUGGAGGGAACCGUGGUGGAGCUCUCCAAGGGCUCAGUGCUCGUCAAUGGCGAGACGGCCGUCCUGCCUUUCAGCCAAUCAGGAGUCCUGAUUGAGCAGACUCCCACCCACAUCAGAGUCAAUGCAAAGCUGGGAUUGGUUGCUGUCUGGAACGAGGAGGAUUCAUUUCUGGUGGAGCUCGACGUGAAAUUCAAGAAUCAGACCUGCGGUCUUUGUGGAGAUUUCAACGGAGUCCAGCAAUACAACGAGUUCUACAGCCACGGUGCAAAGAUAUCCCCCGCGGAUUAUGGUAACUUCUGGAAGAUGGAUGGUCCAACUGAGAGCUGCUCUGACUACACUUUGGCCUCCACAGAAAGUUGCAACGACAUGAAACACCUGUGUGAGCAGAUUCUUACAGGACGGGCCUUCAACAGCUGCCAGGGUCUGCUGGACGUUCCCUCCUUCACCUCAGCCUGUGUGGCGGACCUCUGCCACUGCGGCAACAGCUCCGGUCACAACGUCGACCCCUUCUGCCUCUGCAACACCAUCGCUGAGUUCUCCAGGCAGUGCGUCCAUGCCGGCGGAAAGCCCCAGAACUGGAGAACCAAAGAUCUUUGCUGGAGGACGUGUCCCCACAACAUGGAGUACCAGGAGUGUGGAAGCCCCUGCGCUGACACCUGCUCCAACCCGGAGGCCAGCCAGACCUGCAGCGACCACUGCACCGACGGCUGCUUCUGCCCUGCAGGCAUGCUGAUGGACGAUGUGGGCAAAACGGGCUGCGUCCCUGUGAGCAAGUGCUCCUGCAGCUACAACAGCAAGAUCUACAAGCCUGGAGAGUCCUACACCAGCGCCUGCAAAAAAUGUGUGUGUGAGGGCGGCCAGUGGAACUGCAGGGAGGAGAGCUGUCCAGUUACCUGCUCUGUGGAGGGCGGAGCCCACAUCAACACCUUUGAUGGUAAAGUCUACACCUUCCAUGGAGACUGCUCCUACGUCCUGGCCAAGGACUGCAGCGGAGGCCAGUUUGUGGUGCAGGGAGAGCUGGUGCAGUGUGGACUGACUGACAGCGAAACCUGCCUCAACUCCGUCACCCUGGGCCUCUCCGGAGGGGCAACUGUGAUCAGCAUCCAGCCCAGCGGCAAGGUUUUUGUGAAUGGCAUCUACGCCCAGUUACCUUUCUCUGCAGCUGGAAUCUCCACCUUCAGAGCCUCCUCCUUCUACCUGGUGGUCCAGACCUCCGUCGGUCUGCUGCUGGAGGUUCAGCUCCAGCCGGUCAUGCAGCUCUACAUCACAGUCAGCAGCGACUACAAGGCCAAGACCUGCGGUCUGUGUGGAAACUUCAACUUGAACCAGGCCGACGAUUUUCUGAAGCUCAGCGGCGUCCCAGACGCCACGGCCGCCGGCUUCGCCAACAGCUGGAAGACUCGCGCUGCCUGCCCAGAUGUCAAAAGCAGCUUUGAGAACCCCUGCAGUCUGAGUCUGGAGAACGAGAAGUACGCUCAGCACUGGUGUUCCCUGCUCAGCGAUCCUCAGGGAGUUUUUGCUUCCUGCCACUCGGAGAUCAGCCCCGACACUUACAAAGAUCACUGCAUGUACGACAGCUGUAACUGUGAGCACAGUGAGGCCUGCAUGUGUGCUGCCAUCUCCUCGUACGUCCACGCCUGCUCGGCUGCAGGGGUGCAGCUCAGCGGCUGGAGGCAGACAGUCUGUGGCAAGUACUCCAGCUCGUGCCCCAGCAGCAUGGUCUACUCAUACAACAUCACGUCCAGCAGCCGGACCUGCCGCUGCCUCAGCAACGCAGAUCCCAGCUGCCACCUCUCCUUCCCGCCAGUGGACGGCUGUAUCUGCGCAGAGGGGAUGUACCUGGACGAUUCUGGAAAGUGUGUGUCCCCUACCAGCUGCCCGUGUUACGACAAGGGUCUGGUCGUGCCAUCUGGCUCGGUCGUGAACAAGGACGGGAUCAUGUGCACCUGUAAGGAAGGAACACUCAUGUGCAUCGGAGACUCUGACAAACAGCCAGUCUGUGCUGCUCCCAUGGUGUUCUUCAACUGCUCUGCUGCUGGCCCGGCUGCUAAAGGGUCCGAGUGUCAGAAGAGCUGCAACACACUCGACAUGGCCUGUAUGAGCGCAGAGUGUAUUUCUGGCUGCAUGUGUCCGUCUGGGAUGGUGUCCGACAGCAAAGGAGGCUGCAUCAAACCAGAAGUCUGUCCCUGUGUGCACAACAGCGCCCUCCACCAGCCUGGACAAACCAUCAAAGUGGACUGCAACACCUGCACUUGUAAAGACAGGAAGUGGCAGUGCACGACCAACCAGUGCCAUGGAACCUGCUCUGUCUACGGCGAUGGACACUACAUCACUUUUGACGGGAAGCGUUACACCUUUGAUGGCAGCUGUGAAUACACUCUUGCUCAGGACUACUGUGGCAAAGGCCAAGGCAAUGGCAGCUUCAGAGUUAUCACCGAGAACGUUCCCUGCGGAACCACAGGAACCACAUGCUCUAAGACCAUCAAGAUCUUCUUGGGGCGUGCAGAACUGAUUCUAACAGAGGGGAGCUACCAGGCAAUUUCAAGUGGGCUGGAAGAAACUGUGCCAUAUCGUAUUAGUACCAUGGGCAUCUACCUGGUUAUUGAAGCAAACAAUGGACUCAUCAUCAUGUGGGACAAGAGGACCAGCAUAUUCAUCAAGCUCAGUCCAAAAUAUAAGGGCCAUUUGUGUGGGCUGUGUGGCAACUAUGAUGGCAAUGCAAAUAAUGACUUCACUACAAGGAGCAAUGCUGUGGUGGUCAACCCCUUGGUAUUUGGCAACAGCUGGAAGGACUCUCCCAGCUGCCCAGAUGCUCAGAUCAACCGCAACCCCUGCACUGCUAACCCAUACAGACAGUCCUGGUCCCAAAAGCAAUGCAGCAUCAUACAGAGCCAAGUCUUCUCAGCUUGCCAUGCUGUGGUGGACCCCACUCCUUACUAUGAUGCCUGUGUGUUUGACUCAUGUGCUUGUGACACUGGUGGAGACUGUGAAUGUUUCUGCACAGCUGUGGCUGCUUAUGCUGAAUCCUGUAAUGAAGCUGGAGUCUGUACAUCAUGGAGAACCCCAAAGAUCUGCCCUCUCUUCUGUGACUAUUACAAUCCCCCUGGUGAAUGUGAGUGGCACUACAAGCCAUGUGGAUCUCCUUGCAUGAAAACCUGCAGGAACCCAUCAGGGAGCUGCUCUACACAGAUCCCACCACUGGAAGGAUGCUAUCCAAAAUGUCCGCCUGCUCAGCCAUACUUUGAUGAGGACACCAUGAAGUGUGUUCCACAUGACCAGUGUGGCUGCUAUGACAAAGAAGGAAAACACUAUAAUAAUGGGGACAAAGUACCAACAACAGAAAAUUGUUAUACCUGCACAUGCAAUUCCCUGGCCAUUGAAUGCCAUUAUGAUGCCCAAGCUUGUACUUGCACAUAUAAUAACAAGAAAUAUCAACCUGGCGUUACCAUCUACAACACAACAGAUGGGCUUGGUAAUUGCAUUACAGCAGAGUGCGGGAAUAAUGGUACCAUUAUCAGGAGAGCAUACCCAUGCCCGAACCAGUCUCGUGUAGCCCUUGCCAAUGGUCACAAUGGUUUGACACCAGCUUCCCCACACUUGGAACUCCUGGAGGAGACUCUGAAACUUAUGACAAGAUUAGACAAGCAGGAUACAAGAUAUGUGAUAAUCCAAGUCAGAUCCAGUGCAGAGCUGAGAAGUUCCCCAAUUACAAAAUCAACAACACCACUGACAUCUACAACAACUACACCAACAACAACAUCAACUGCUACCACCAUGCUUUCUACAACAACAACACCACCGCCUACAACCACAUCUGUUACCACAACUCCACCUGAAACCCCAACAACAUCACCACCCUCUACAACAACCACAGCAACAACUACACCACCAACAACAUCAACUGCUACCACCACAACACCAAUAUCAAGCACAUCCCAUCCACCUUCAACAACUCCCGGCCCAUCUACAACAACUGUCCCAUGCCCUUGGGAAAUGACAUGUGAAUGGUCAGAAUGGAUCAAUCUUGGCAGUGCCACAUCUGGUCCUGAUGGUGGAGACAAUGAGUCCAUUCAGAACAUCAUUUCUAAAGGUUAUCACAUCUGUUCAGCUCCAGAAGAGGUCCAGUGUAGAGCUGUUAAGUACCCAGGACUUUCCAUCUCACAGUUGGGACAAGCUGUAACUUGCAAUAAAGAGGUUGGCCUUGUAUGUUACAACAAACAGCAAGGGCUCCAGCAGCAGUGUUUUGAUUAUGAGAUCAGAGUCAGGUGUUGCAAGUGUAUUCCUCACACCACAACAACAUCACCUCCUUCUACAACAACAACACCACCGUCUACAACCACAUCUGUUACCACAACUCCACCUGAAACCCCAACGUCACCACACUCUACAACAACAACCACAACAACAACUACACCACCAACAACAUCAACUGCUACCACCACAACGCCUUCUACAACACCAACACCACCGUCUACAACCACAUCUGUUACCACAACUCCACCUGAAACCCCCACAACGUCACCACACUCUACAACAACAACCACAACAACAACUACACCACCAACAACAUCAACUGCUACCACUACAACGCCAAUAUCAAGCACAUCCCGUCCACCUUCAACAACUCCCGGCCCAUCUACAACAACUGUCCCAUGCCCUUGGGAAAUGACAUGUGAAUGGUCAGAAUGGAUCAAUCUUGGGAGUGCCACAUCUGGUCCUGAUGGUGGAGACAAUGAGUCCAUUCAGAACAUCAUUUCUAAAGGUUAUCACAUCUGUUCAGCUCCAGAAGAGGUCCAGUGUAGAGCUGUUAAGUACCCAGGACUUUCCAUCUCACAGUUGGGACAAGCUGUAACUUGCAAUAAAGAGGUUGGCCUUGUAUGUUACAACAAACAGCAAGGGCUCCAGCAGCAGUGUUUUGAUUAUGAGAUCAGAGUCAGGUGUUGCAAGUGUAUUCCUCACACCACAACAACCUCACCUCCUUCUACAACAACAACACCACCGUCUACAACCACAUCUGUUACCACAACUCCACCUGAAACCCCAACAACGUCACCACACUCUACAACAACAACCACAACAACAACUACACCACCAACAACAUCAACUGCUACCACCACAACGCCAAUAUCAAGCACAUCCCGUCCACCUUCAACAACUCCUGGCCCAUCUACAACAACUGUCCCAUGCCCUUGGGAAAUGACAUGUGAAUGGUCAGAAUGGAUCAAUCUUGGGAGUGCCACAUCUGGUCCUGAUGGUGGAGACAAUGAGUCCAUUCAGAACAUCAUUUCUAAAGGUUAUCACAUCUGUUCAGCUCCAGAAGAGGUCCAGUGUAGAGCUGCUAAGUACCCAGGACUUUCCAUCUCACAGUUGGGACAAGCUGUAACUUGCAAUAAAGAGGUUGGCCUUGUAUGUUACAACAAACAGCAAGGGCUCCAGCAGCAGUGUUUUGAUUAUGAGAUCAGAGUCAGGUGUUGCAAGUGUAUUCCUCACACCACAACAACCUCACCUCCUUCUACAACAACACCACCGUCUACAACCACAUCUGUUACGACAACUCCACCUGAAACCCCAACGUCACCACACUCUACAACAACAACCACAACAACAACUACACCACCAACAACAUCAACUGCUACCACCACAACGCCUUCUACAACACCAACACCACCGUCUACAACCACAUCUGUUACCACAACUCCACCUGAAACCCCAACAACGUCACCACACUCUACAACAACAACCACAACAACAACUACACCACCAACAACAUCAACUGCUACCACCACAACGCCAAUAUCAAGCACAUCCCGUCCACCUUCAACAACUCCCGGCCCAUCUACAACAACUGUCCCAUGCCCUUGGGAAAUGACAUGUGAAUGGUCAGAAUGGAUCAAUCUUGGCAGUGCCACAUCUGGUCCUGAUGGUGGAGACAAUGAGUCCAUUCAGAACAUCAUUUCUAAAGGUUAUCACAUCUGCUCAGCUCCAGAAGAGGUCCAGUGUAGAGCAGUUAAAUACCCAGGACUUUCCAUCUCACAGUUGGGACAAGCUGUAACUUGCAAUAAAGAGGUUGGCCUUGUAUGUUACAACAAACAGCAAGGGCUCCAGCAGCAGUGUUUUGAUUAUGAGAUCAGAGUCAGGUGUUGCAAGUGUAUUCCCCACACCACAACAACCUCACCUCCUUCUACAACAACAACAACACCAUCUACAACCACAUCUGUUACCACAACUCCACCUGAAACCCCAACAACGUCACCACCCUCUACAACAACAACCACAACAACAACUACACCACCAACAACAUCAACUGCUACCACCACAACGCCUUCUACAACACCAACACCACCAUCUACAACCACAUCUGUUACCACAACUCCACCUGAAACCCCAACAACGUCACCACCCUCUACAACAACAACCACAACAACAACUACACCACCAACAACAUCAACUGCUACCACCACAACGCCAAUAUCAAGCACAUCCCGUCCACCUUCAACAACUCCUGGCCCAUCUACAACAACUGUCCCAUGCCCUUGGGAAAUGACAUGUGAAUGGUCAGAAUGGAUCAAUCUUGGGAGUGCCACAUCUGGUCCUGAUGGUGGAGAUAAUGAGUCCAUUCAGAACAUCAUUUCUAAAGGUUAUCACAUCUGUUCAGCUCCAGAAGAGGUCCAGUGUAGAGCUGUUAAGUACCCAGGACUUUCCAUCACACAGUUGGGACAAGCUGUAACUUGCAAUAAAGAGGUUGGCCUUGUAUGUUACAACAAACAGCAAGGGCUCCAGCAGCAGUGUUUUGAUUAUGAGAUCAGAGUCAGGUGCUGCAAGUGUAUUCCUCACACCACAACAACCUCACCUCCUUCUACAACAACACCACCGUCUACAACCACAUCUGUUACGACAACUCCACCUGAAACCCCAACGUCACCACACUCUACAACAACAACCACAACAACUACACCACCAACAACAUCAACUGCUACCACCACAACGCCUUCUACAACACCAACACCACCGUCUACAACCACAUCUGUUACCACAACUCCACCUGAAACCCCAACAACGUCACCACACUCUACAACAACAACCACAACAACAACUACACCACCAACAACAUCAACUGCUACCACCACAACGCCAAUAUCAAGCACAUCCCGUCCACCUUCAACAACUCCCGGCCCAUCUACAACAACUGUCCCAUGCCCUUGGGAAAUGACAUGUGAAUGGUCAGAAUGGAUCAAUCUUGGCAGUGCCACAUCUGGUCCUGAUGGUGGAGACAAUGAGUCCAUUCAGAACAUCAUUUCUAAAGGUUAUCACAUCUGUUCAGCUCCAGAAGAGGUCCAGUGUAGAGCUGUUAAGUACCCAGGACUUUCCAUCUCACAGUUGGGACAAGCUGUAACUUGCAAUAAAGAGGUUGGCCUUGUAUGUUACAACAAACAGCAAGGGCUCCAGCAGCAGUGUUUUGAUUAUGAGAUCAGAGUCAGGUGUUGCAAGUGUAUUCCUCACACCACAACAACCUCACCUCCUUCUACAACAACACCACCGUCUACAACCACAUCUGUUACGACAACUCCACCUGAAACCCCAACGUCACCACACUCUACAACAACAACCACAACAACUACACCACCAACAACAUCAACUGCUACCACCACAACACCUUCUACAACACCAACACCACCGUCUACAACCACAUCUGUUACCACAACUCCACCUGAAACCCCAACAACGUCACCACACUCUACAACAACAACCACAACAACAACUACACCACCAACAACAUCAACUGCUACCACCACAACGCCAACCACAACAACCUCACCUCCUUCUACAACAACAACACCACCGUCUACAACCACAUCUGUUACCACAACUCCACCUGAAACCCCAACAACGUCACCACCCUCUACAACAACAACCACAACAACAACUACACCACCAACAACAUCAACUGCUACCACCACAACGCCAAUAUCAAGCACAUCCCGUCCACCUUCAACAACUCCCGGCCCAUCUACAACAACUGUCCCAUGCCCUUGGGAAAUGACAUGUGAAUGGUCAGAAUGGAUCAAUCUUGGCAGUGCCACAUCUGGUCCUGAUGGUGGAGACAAUGAGUCCAUUCAGAACAUCAUUUCUAAAGGUUAUCACAUCUGCUCAGCUCCAGAAGAGGUCCAGUGUAGAGCUGUUAAGUACCCAGGACUUUCCAUCUCACAGUUGGGACAAGCUGUAACUUGCAAUAAAGAGGUUGGCCUUGUAUGUUACAACAAACAGCAAGGGCUCCAGCAGCAGUGUUUUGAUUAUGAGAUCAGAGUCAGGUGUUGCAAGUGUAUUCCUCACACCACAACAACCUCACCUCCUUCUACAACAACAACACCACCGUCUACAACCACAUCUGUUACCACAACUCCACCUGAAACCCCAACAACGUCACCACCCUCUACAACAACAACCACAACAACAACUACACCACCAACAACAUCAACUGCUACCACCACAACGCCAAUAUCAAGCACAUCCCGUCCACCUUCAACAACUCCCGGCCCAUCUACAACAACUGUCCCAUGCCCUUGGGAAAUGACAUGUGAAUGGUCAGAAUGGAUCAAUCUUGGGAGUGCCACAUCUGGUCCUGAUGGUGGAGACAAUGAGUCCAUUCAGAACAUCAUUUCUAAAGGUUAUCACAUCUGUUCAGCUCCAGAAGAGGUCCAGUGUAGAGCUGUUAAGUACCCAGGACUUUCCAUCUCACAGUUGGGACAAGCUGUAACUUGCAAUAAAGAGGUUGGCCUUGUAUGUUACAACAAACAGCAAGGGCUCCAGCAGCAGUGUUUUGAUUAUGAGAUCAGAGUCAGGUGUUGCAAGUGUAUUCCUCACACCACAACAACCUCACCUCCUUCUACAACAACAACAUCACCGUCUACAACUACAUCUGUUACCACAACUCCACCUGAAACCCCAACAACGUCACCACCCUCUACAACAACAAUCACAACAACAACUACACCACCAACAACAUCAACUGCUACCACUACAACGCCUUCUACAACACCAACACCACCGUCUACAACCACAUCUGUUACCACAACUCCACCUGAAACCCCAACAACGUCACCACCCUCUACAACAACAACCACAACAACAACUACACCACCAACAACAUCAACUGCUACCACCACAACGCCAAUAUCAAGCACAUCCCGUCCACCUUCAACAACUCCCGGCCCAUCUACAACAACUGUCCCAUGCCCUUGGGAAAUGACAUGUGAAUGGUCAGAAUGGAUCAAUCUUGGGAGUGCCACAUCUGGUCCUGAUGGUGGAGACAAUGAGUCCAUUCAGAACAUCAUUUCUAAAGGUUAUCACAUCUGUUCAGCUCCAGAAGAGGUCCAGUGUAGAGCUGUUAAGUACCCAGGACUUUCCAUCUCACAGUUGGGACAAGCUGUAACUUGCAAUAAAGAGGUUGGCCUUGUAUGUUACAACAAACAGCAAGGGCUCCAGCAGCAGUGUUUUGAUUAUGAGAUCAGAGUCAGGUGUUGCAAGUGUAUUCCUCACACCACAACAACCUCACCUCCUUCUACAACAACAACACCACCGUCUACAACCACAUCUGUUACCACAACUCCACCUGAAACCCCAACAACGUCACCACCCUCUACAACAACAACCACAACAACAACUACACCACCAACAACUACAACCUCACCUCCUUCUACAACAACAACACCACCGUCUACAACCACAUCUGUUACCACAACUCCACCUGAAACCCCAACGUCACCACACUCUACAACAACAACCACAACAACAACUACACCACCAACAACAUCAACUGCUACCACCACAACGCCAAUAUCAAGCACAUCCCGUCCACCUUCAACAACUCCCGGCCCAUCUACAACAACUGUCCCAUGCCCUUGGGAAAUGACAUGUGAAUGGUCAGAAUGGAUCAAUCUUGGCAGUGCCACAUCUGGUCCUGAUGGUGGAGACAAUGAGUCCAUUCAGAACAUCAUUUCUAAAGGUUAUCACAUCUGCUCAGCUCCAGAAGAGGUCCAGUGUAGAGCUGUUAAAUACCCAGGACUUUCCAUCUCACAGUUGGGACAAGCUGUAACUUGCAAUAAAGAGGUUGGCCUUGUAUGUUACAAUAAACAACAAGGGCUCCAGCAGCAGUGUUUUGAUUAUGAGAUCAGAGUCAGGUGUUGCAAGUGUAUUCCUCACACCACAACAACCUCACCUCCUUCUACAACAACAACAUCACCGUCUACAACCACAUCUGUUACCACAACUUCACCUGAAACCCCAACAACGUCACCACCCUCUACAACAACAACCACAACAACAACUACACCACCAACAACAUCAACCGCUACCACUACAACGCCUUCUACAACACCAACACCACCGUCUACAACUACAUCUGUUACCACAACUCCACCUGAAACCCCAACAACGUCACCACCCUCUACAACAACAACCACAACAACAACUACACCACCAACAACAUCAACUGCUACCACCACAACGCCAAUAUCAAGCACAUCCCGUCCACCUUCAACAACUCCCGGCCCAUCUACAACAACUGUCCCAUGCCCUUGGGAAAUGACAUGUGAAUGGUCAGAAUGGAUCAAUCUUGGGAGUGCCACAUCUGGUCCUGAUGGUGGAGACAAUGAGUCCAUUCAGAACAUCAUUUCUAAAGGUUAUCACAUCUGUUCAGCUCCAGAAGAGGUCCAGUGUAGAGCUGUUAAGUACCCAGGACUUUCCAUCUCACAGUUGGGACAAGCUGUAACUUGCAAUAAAGAGGUUGGCCUUGUAUGUUACAACAAACAGCAAGGGCUCCAGCAGCAGUGUUUUGAUUAUGAGAUCAGAGUCAGGUGUUGCAAGUGUAUUCCUCACACCACAACAACCUCACCUCCUUCUACAACAACAACAACACCAUCUUCAACCACAUCUGUUACCACAACUCCACCUGAAACCCCAACAACGUCACCACCCUCUACAACAACAACCACAACAACAACUACACCACCAACAACAUCAACUGCUACCACCACAACGCCAAUAUCAAGCACAUCCCGUCCACCUUCAACAACUCCUGGCCCAUCUACAACAACUGUCCCAUGCCCUUGGGAAAUGACAUGUGAAUGGUCAGAAUGGAUCAAUCUUGGCAGUGCCACAUCUGGUCCUGAUGGUGGAGACAAUGAGUCCAUUCAGAACAUCAUUUCUAAAGGUUAUCACAUCUGCUCAGCUCCAGAAGAGGUCCAGUGUAGAGCUGUUAAGUACCCAGGACUUUCCAUCUCACAGUUGGGACAAGCUGUAACUUGCAAUAAAGAGGUUGGCCUUGUAUGUUACAACAAGCAACAAGGGCUCCAGCAGCAGUGUUUUGAUUAUGAGAUCAGAGUCAGGUGUUGCAAGUGUAUUCCUCACACCACAACAACCUCACCUCCUUCUACAACAACACCACCGUCUACAACCACAUCUGUUACCACAACUCCACCUGAAACCCCAACGUCACCACCCUCUACAACAACAACCACAACAACAACUACACCACCAACAACAUCAACUGCUACCACCACAACGCCAAUAUCAAGCACAUCCCAUCCACCUUCAACAACUCCCGGCCCAUCUACAACAACUGUCCCAUGCCCUUGGGAAAUGACAUGUGAAUGGUCAGAAUGGAUCAAUCUUGGCAGUGCCACAUCUGGUCCUGAUGGUGGAGACAAUGAGUCCAUUCAGAACAUCAUUUCUAAAGGUUAUCACAUCUGCUCAGCUCCAGAAGAGGUCCAGUGUAGAGCUGUUAAGUACCCGGGACUUUCCAUCUCACAGUUGGGACAAGCUGUAACUUGCAAUAAAGAGGUUGGCCUUGUAUGUUACAACAAACAACAAGGGCUCCAGCAGCAGUGUUUUGAUUAUGAGAUCAGAGUCAGGUGUUGCAAGUGUAUUCCUCACACCACAACAACCUCACCUCCUUCUACAACAACCACACCACCGUCUACAACCACAUCUGUUACCACAACUCCACCUGAAACCCCAACGUCACCACACUCUACAACUACAACCACAACAACAACUACACCACCAACAACAUCAACCGCUACCACCACAACGUCUUCUACAACACCAACACCACCGUCUACAACCACAUCUGUUACCACAACUCCACCUGAAACCCCAACAACGUCACCACCCUCUACAACAACAACCACAACAACAACUACACCACCAACAACAUCAACUGCUACCACCACAACACCAAUAUCAAGCACAUCCCGUCCACCUUCAACAACUCCCGGCCCAUCUACAACAACUGUCCCAUGCCCUUGGGAAAUGACAUGUGAAUGGUCAGAAUGGAUCAAUCUUGGCAGUGCCACAUCUGGUCCUGAUGGUGGAGACAAUGAGUCCAUUCAGAACAUCAUUUCUAAAGGUUAUCACAUCUGCUCAGCUCCAGAAGAGGUCCAGUGUAGAGCUGUUAAGUACCCGGGACUUUCCAUCUCACAGUUGGGACAAGCUGUAACUUGCAAUAAAGAGGUUGGCCUUGUAUGUUACAACAAGCAACAAGGGCUCCAGCAGCAGUGUUUUGAUUAUGAGAUCAGAGUCAGGUGUUGCAAGUGUAUUCCUCACACCACAACAACCUCACCUCCUUCUACAACAACAACAUCACCGUCUACAACCACAUCUGUUACCACAACUCCACCUGAAACCCCAACGUCACCACACUCUACAACAACAACCACAACAACAACUACACCACCAACAACAUCAACUGCUACCACCACAACGCCAAUAUCAAGCACAUCCCAUCCACCUUCAACAACUCCCGGCCCAUCUACAACAACUGUCCCAUGCCCUUGGGAAAUGACAUGUGAAUGGUCAGAAUGGAUCAAUCUUGGCAGUGCCACAUCUGGUCCUGAUGGUGGAGACAAUGAGUCCAUUCAGAACAUCAUUUCUAAAGGUUAUCACAUCUGCUCAGCUCCAGAAGAGGUCCAGUGUAGAGCUGUUAAGUACCCAGGACUUUCCAUCUCACAGUUGGGACAAGCUGUAACUUGCAAUAAAGAGGUUGGCCUUGUAUGUUACAACAAACAGCAAGGGCUCCAGCAGCAGUGUUUUGAUUAUGAGAUCAGAGUCAGGUGUUGCAAGUGUAUUCCUCACACCACAACAACCUCACCUCCUUCUACAACAACAACAACACCACCGUCUACAACCACAUCUGUUACCACAACUCCAAAUGAAACCCCAACAACGUCACCACCCUCUACAACAACAACCACAACAACUACACCACCAACAACAUCAACUGCUACCACCACAACGCCUUCUACAACACCAACACCACCAUCUACAACCACAUCUGUUACCACAACUCCACCUGAAACCCCAACAACGUCACCACCCUCUACAACAACAACCACAACAACAACUACACCACCAACAACUACAACCUCACCUCCUUCUACAACAACAACACCACCGUCUACAACCACAUCUGUUACCACAACUCCACCUGAAACCCCAACAACGUCACCACCCUCUACAACAACAACCACAACAACAACUACACCACCAACAACAUCAACUGCUACCACCACAACGCCAAUAUCAAGCACAUCCCGUCCACCUUCAACAACUCCUGGCCCAUCUACAACAACUGUCCCAUGCCCUUGGGAAAUGACAUGUGAAUGGUCAGAAUGGAUCAAUCUUGGCAGUGCCACAUCUGGUCCUGAUGGUGGAGACAAUGAGUCCAUUCAGAACAUCAUUUCUAAAGGUUAUCACAUCUGCUCAGCUCCAGAAGAGGUCCAGUGUAGAGCUGUUAAGUACCCAGGACUUUCCAUCUCACAGUUGGGACAAGCUGUAACUUGCAAUAAAGAGGUUGGCCUUGUAUGUUACAACAAACAGCAAGGGCUCCAGCAGCAGUGUUUUGAUUAUGAGAUCAGAGUCAGGUGUUGCAAGUGUAUUCCUCACACCACAACAACCUCACCUCCUUCUACAACAACAACAACACCGUCUACAACCACAUCUGUUACCACAACUCCACCUGAAACCCCAACAACGUCACCACCCUCUACAACAACAACCACAACAACAACUACACCACCAACAACAUCAACUGCUACCACCACAACGCCAAUAUCAAGCACAUCCCGUCCACCUUCAACAACUCCCGGCCCAUCUACAACAACUGUCCCAUGCCCUUGGGAAAUGACAUGUGAAUGGUCAGAAUGGAUCAAUCUUGGCAGUGCUACAUCUGGUCCUGAUGGUGGAGACAAUGAGUCCAUUCAGAACAUCAUUUCUAAAGGUUAUCACAUCUGCUCAGCUCCAGAAGAGGUCCAGUGUUCCAUGGUCUACAAUGUGUCGGACCAUGAUGGCUGGUGUUAUGUAGGUUUCUGCAGAGAUGAUGCUGGCUGUCACGUAGUGGUUGAGCACUACCGCUGUGCUAUAAGCACCACAGCAGUUCCCACAACAACUGAGUCAACCACCUCCAUCUCACCUACCACUACGACAGAGCCAAAUAUCAAUUGUAUUCAUCCUCCCAAAAAGGAUGGAGAAGUAUGGCAGGAAAGCAACUGUCUUACAGGAAUUUGUCAUCAUGGUGAGGUGAUCUAUAACCGCACGCACUGUGAGCCCGUCCGGGAAGUGGUGUGUGCAAACGGUUAUCCUCCUGUCAAAAUUUAUGAUAAGUCUGGAUGCUGCUACCAGUACCAGUGCCAGUGUAUCUGUUAUGGUUGGGGCGACCCCCACUACGUCACCUUCGAUGGUACCUACUAUGGAUUUCAAGGCAACUGUUCCUACUGGCUGGUGAAAGAGAUCCUGCCCAAAUACAACUUCAGUGUUGUGAUUGACAACUACUACUGUGGUUCACCCGAUGGCCUGUCCUGUCCUCAGUCCCUCACCGUCUUCUAUCAGAGCUACAAGAUCUUUAUUACCCAGAAGGACAUCAAUGGCAUCUUCACAAGCCUGAUCUACGUGAAUGACAAGCAAGUGCACCCUGCGUACCAGACCGGCGACUUCCGCAUCACCACCAACGGUAUCGAAACUCUGCUUGUCAUCCCCGCCAUCGACGCCAAAAUCACCUUCACGGGGCUCAUAUUCAGCAUCUACCUGCCCUACGACAAAUUCAACCACAACACCGAGGGACAGUGCGGCACGUGUGACAACAACCGGACAGAUGACUGCAUGUUGCCCAAUGGCAAAAUCGACUCGUCCUGUCCUCACAUGGCUCAUGAGUGGCGCCUUAACAACAGUCGCUGUCAGACGGAGCCCCCGCCCACACCGCCCCCCUCGCCCCCCACCUGCAACGCCACCAUCUGUGACAUCAUCAGCAGCAGUGUGUUUAAGGAGUGCCACAAGGUGAUAAACUACGAGCCGUUCAUUGUGGCUUGUAAGUUCGAUGUGUGUCACAUGCACCUGGAUCACAUCGGCUGCACCAGCAUACAGACCUACGCCGAGGCCUGCGCCGAGGCCGGAGUGUGUGUUGCCUGGAGGAACGCUACCGACGGACUCUGCGACUAUAAAUGCCGCAGUCCUAAAGUGUAUAAAGCCUGCGGUCCUAUGGUGGAGCCUACCUGUGACUUCAGGUACAACCAGAAGUUCAUCUACACCAGCAACGAGUUCAGCGCCUUGAGCGACGUGAAGCUGGAGGGCUGUUACUGCCCGCCGCCCCUCAUCCUGCUCAGCGCCACCUCUGACGAGUGUGUGCGCGGCUGUGACUUCUGCUGGCUGCCAAACGGACACAGGAUGGAGCCCAACACCACGUGGACGCAGGGCUGCGAGGAGUGUGUGUGUGAGGAGGACACACUGCAGGUCAGCUGCAGGAAGGUCUGCCCCCCGCUGCCCCCCCUCAGCUGUGACCACCAGGGUCAGGUCAAGGUCACCGACACCUCCGGCUGCUGCCCCAAGGAGAAGUGCGAGUGUGACGUGAAGCUCUGCCCUGCUGCGCCGGCCUGCCCCACCGGCUUCACCCCCAACAACAUCAUGGGAGUCUGCUGCCCCAUAUACACCUGCAUUCCUAAGGAUGUUUGUGUUUCCAACAACCGGGAAUAUCAGGUUGGAGAGGUGGUUCACAUGAGUCUGUGUGAGGAGUGUGUGUGCAGCAGCCUGAUCAACACCAGCAGCGGCCUGCACAUCAUCCAGUGUCGUCCUGUGGAGUGUGACACACACUGCCAGCCGGGUUAUGAGUACCAGCCCGUCCCAAAUCAGUGUUGUGGGAAAUGCGUCCAGACCAGCUGCAUCGUCCUGCUGCCAAACAACAUCACACACACCUUCAAGCCCGGCAGCAUCUGGAGUCCCGCCGGGCAGCCGUGUGAGAAGUACGAGUGCCUGGAGAUCAGCGGUCAGUUCAUCACCAUCGAGGCCAAAAUCAUCUGCCCGGACUACAAGCCCGAGAACUGCAUACCUGGAACGGAGACCAUCGCUCCAGACGGAUGCUGCCAUGCCUGUAUUCCCAGAGAUCACCCCUGCAACGUGACCACCUCCAAAGUUUACAUGGAGAACAAAGGCUGCCGCUCCAAAGAGCUCAUCAGCGUCACCUCCUGCAACGGAGCCUGCGGCACGUUCACCUACUACUCCUCCAUGGUCAACUCCCUGCAGCGCUCCUGCUCCUGCUGUCAGGAGUUAGCCACCUCCGAGCGGCAGGUGCUCCUCUCCUGCCCCGACGGCACCGAGGUCAGCCACACCUACACCCACAUCGAGGCCUGCGGCUGCCUGAAGACGGAGUGCCACGUGGUCGGCCGCGAGGAGGCGCCGGUCACUCGCGCCAAGACGCAGCGCCGCCGCAGGAGAUGA
Myripristis murdjan (pinecone soldierfish) is the source of this 16992-nucleotide messenger RNA. Its product is annotated as mucin-5AC-like. Lineage: Eukaryota; Metazoa; Chordata; Actinopteri; Holocentriformes; Holocentridae. The coding region runs from base 1 to 16992 and encodes 5663 amino acids. The record is from RefSeq and is a predicted model, not a curated record. Gene Ontology annotation, molecular function: protein binding. The transcript is spliced from 49 exons. Gene Ontology annotation, cellular component: extracellular matrix.